Molecule: messenger RNA, 5604 nt
Organism: Amyelois transitella
Lineage: Eukaryota; Metazoa; Arthropoda; Insecta; Lepidoptera; Pyralidae
Gene: mtd
Product: nuclear receptor coactivator 7
Exons: 25
Coding region: 335-3931 (1198 amino acids)
Biological process (GO): response to oxidative stress
Cellular component (GO): nucleus
Source: RefSeq, a predicted model, not a curated record
CACCAGUAGCAAUCACAACUCCGUGCGACUCACACGCAAAGCACAUGCGCCCGCGCAACUCGCCUAGUGAAAGUCUCGCGCGCAGGUUUUCGUACUUCGACAUCUUCGUCUAGUUAAUCUGUUUGUUCGUUGCGCCAGUGCAGCGGGGAAAGGAGGUCGGUGCUUGGCCGUAACCCGUAAGAAUCGGUCGAAGUUGCAGAACAUUUAAAUACUUCAACAGUAUUUUGAGUGUUCUCAAGUUUUCGAAAUGCAGCGUGAAUAUGGUGGAACCAUGAUUGUGAAAUCGGUUCCAUAAAACAAAAGUGAAUACAAAAAGUGAAGUGAAACUGUAAAAAUGAGUAGCAGUGAACCUACAUUAACGGAGUCGCCGGUCCCGUUGGCGCUCGCUCGGCUGCAAGGACGGCCAGGGCGCCUGCCUAGAGGCCUCCGCGCGCAUCGUCCUAGUCUGCCACUCGCGAGCCUCCAAGAGGCAAUAGAUGAGACCCCAAGACGCUAUAGCGAAGAAGCCUUCCCGGAUACUGAUGACGACGAGGCCUUCAUUGAAGUGGAAGCAAACGAGCCGAUCCGUUCAACGUCAAAUGGACGGAGGGCUUCCGAUGCUACAUUCGCGGAAAGAUAUAGAAAGCUAAACGAUUUUGAUGGCCCGCCGCCGGACAUGCCCCGCCGGGCCUCGCUGGCGGUGCCGGUGGGCGACGAAGGGUAUGGGCCGGCUGACAAAGGGCGCAGACGUUCGUGGGCGGCACGGCUACAGCUCGAGCGUAAAAAACGGCGGAAGUCGGGAGGCAACGAUACUGAUGGUGAAGAAAGCGACUCGCCGACUUAUGUUCGUCAAAAACGUCCUUCCUGGUGGAAUGUCUUUGUUCCGGAUAACAUGCUGAAAAACAGGUCUAGGCGCGCCUCGCAGCAACUGUCGAGAAGCGCGGAGAGCAUAGACCAGUCCUAUAAAAGGUCUAAAAGCCGAUCAGUGGACCAUGGGUUCGGCGCGCCGUUCGACCUGGAGGCUCUCCGCUCCAAGGUCGAGGGCAGGUUCGACGCAGUGCAUAGAGAUGAGGACGAACAUGUCAAGAGACUGCCCCCACCACCCCCAAUUAAAACAAUGACCUAUACGGUCCGUGACCGUGACACCCUGACUUCCCUCGCCGCGCGUUUCGACACCACGCCAUCAGAACUGACCAAGCUUAAUAGACUCGCUACACAAUUCAUAUUCCCUGGGCAGACCCUGCUAGUACCUGACAAGAGGAAAGAUGGCGACAAGGACUCCGACGGGCCCUCCGAGAGCGGCGACAAUACCUCCGAAUCCACGGCGGGCGCCCCCAGCGAGCCAGCACAGGAAAAAGAGAUAUUGGACAGCUUGCGGCCCGUUUCUCCGGAGCAGCCCAGUAGCAGCAGCGCUCCGCAGCGGUUCCUCAAGAUCAACGUGCGACAUAUCACUGAUGGACAGGGCGUAGUGUCCGGUGUUCUCCUAGUCACCCCUAACGCCGUGAUGUUCGACCCCAACGUGUCGGACACGCUGGUGAUGGAGCACGGGCCGGAGUCCUACGGCGUCAUAGCGCCGAUGGAGUACGUCGUCAACGCCGCCAUCUUUUACGACAUCGCCCACAUGCGCACCCACGGACCUGACAAUAAUCAAGCGCACAAAGCCGAACAAGCCGAGAUCUACUACAUGAAUAAAUCGGAACAUUCUCCUGGAAAGGACUCGCUUCUAGUCAAAGACGAAACAUUCCCCGAGCUGCAGGCGGCGGCGGGGGCCGAGGAGCGCGGCGAGGGGGCGGGGGAAGAGAGACCCGGCUCCGCGGACGAGCGCGGAGGCGCCGCCUUCCCGAAGGCGUUCGACAGGGAAUUAGUCACGCCAACAGCUCUACAGCAACAGACUACAGAAGACCGGCGAAAAUCCUUAUUGGACCAGCACUGGGCCAUUCCUAGCAAGGACAGGAUGUCAAUUGAUCAAGGCAGCGAGGUAUCAUCAAGCGCUGAGCCCAAAGACGACGGCGGCGAGUCCAGUCGGUCUCGCUGCGACAGCGCCGCGGAGUCUGCGGGGGAGGCGGGGGAGGGGGGCGAGGCGGAACAACCGGACGAUGCCCAGCACCUUGUGAAGUUGUCCUAUCACGACUCCGGCAUCGAUAUCAGAGAUCCGCUGCUGCACGUCAACGCAGUCAAUACUAAGAAGGCACAUCACCCUUUAUUAGAUCACGACUAUUACCACGAAAUAAACACCAUAUACGAGGGUCUGGAGGCCGAUAACUACAUGUACGACCGCUGGGACUGUGACGUCACGUAUGAAGACAAAUUCCUCAGGAACUUUGAUGUUCAUCACAUGGAUCAUCACGAUAAUUCGUCAAUUGACAAACAUCACGAUCAUUCGUCAAUUGAAAGGAUGUCAUUCUCGUCCCACGAUGAGGUGUACAGCGACGCGGACAUCGUCCUCUCCGCGGAAUGGGUGCCGCCCGUGUGCCUCGCUCGCGGAGAACCGCCGCUGUCUGCCCCGCCACUCGGCGAGGCGGAACGUCCGAGGAAACCCGCCGCCGUGUCCUUCUCACUGGAUGGAAACACGCACAAGGAUGAUACGACCAAACCGGACAAAAAGAAUAAGAUGUUUAAGAGACUAUCGUACCCACUGUCUUGGGUGGAAGGUUUGACUGGUGAAGGGACUCCGCCAAACUCGCAGGCCUCCCAAGGUGACUCACUGCCCACAUCGGCUGAUAGUCACAACUCUACCAGUGUUUUCUCCAAGGUUUUCAACAGGCGAAGUUCACUCGGUGGCUUUGGGCGUUCGCAAACGAAGUCUACGUCGAGUGCGCCCGCGCAGCCUAGGCUCGACUACCGCAGCAUGGUCUCAGUGGACGACAUGCCUGAUCUCUUCGCAUCUUUUGAUAAACUGAUUCCCCGUCCCGCACGGCCAAGCGACGAUCCCCCUCUAUAUUUGCGACUGCGCAUGGGCAAGCCGGCCGGCCGCCCUUUGCCGAAAACCACCCCGCUUAUGUCGUACGGCCGCAAACGCAUGAAGCCCGAGUAUUGGUUCGGAAUACCCCGAAACAGGGUGGACGAUCUCUUCAAGUUCCUGACCCACUGGGUGCCGGACCGGUACGGCCCGCUCGGUGACGUCACCGCGCAGGGUUACGAGCUCAUAGACAGUGACACGGAAUGGGACGACGAUGAGGCCAAGCCUGGGCACAAAGGCGAGAGGACCGGCAGCACGGGCGAUGUAUCCGACAUCACAAGAGAAUCCUGGGAGGUACUGUCGAUGAGCGAUGAACUGCGACGCGCACUGUACUCGUCGGGCGCCUCCGUCGACAUGGAGCUGUCGCCGCCCGACCUCAUCGGCACCUCGGAGAUAUUCACAAUGGAACACAGAGAGAAGCUUUGCUCGGUGCUGCCUGCGCGCGCGCAAGGCUAUAUGUGGUCGCUCGCCUUCAGCACGAGCCAGCACGGGUUCUCACUCUCCUCUAUGUACCGCAAGAUGCAGCGGGUCGACAGCCCGGUGUUGCUCGUCAUACAGGACACUGACAACAAUGUUUUCGGAGCUUUGACGUCAUGCGCGUUGCGCCCGUCGGAACACUUUUACGGCACGGGCGAGUCGCUACUCUUCUCGUUCCAGAGAGUCGAGGAAAGGCGUCCCUCGCAGCCCCCGCUGCCGGCUUCGGAGGAUAAGCCGAAAGAAGACGAGGACGAACACAAGGAUGAGAAAGGAGAUCAACCACCACCAGUCAAAACGAAAUUCAAGUAUUGGGGAUGGACUGGAGACAACAUGUAUUUUAUUCGAGGUAGUGCGGACAACAUAUCUAUUGGCGCUGGCGACGGCAAGUUUGGUCUGUGGUUGGACGGCGACCUGUACCUGGGCCGCACGCAGCGCUGCACCACGUACGGCAACGAGCCGCUCACAACCCGCGAGGACUUCAUAGUCAAGAUCAUGGAAUGCUGGACCUUCAUCUGAGCGGCGAGAACGACGCCCCACGUUUCUACUUUCAAAAUCAAUAUAAGCUUUAGAUUAUCUUAUGAAAUUUGCUACGAAGAUUUGACACUUUUACAAGUCAGUCUUUUAGACUUUACCCGAUGAGUCUGAAAACGAUUUUGUACUCGCAUUGACUCGAAACGUACCGCGCCCGGCCGCGACGGAGACAAUACCUAUUGCUAACGUCUACGCGCAUUUCUAGUCAAACGUACUGAAAUCUGACCAAUGUUUUCAUCCUCUCCGAAUUUAGAGACGUGUUCGGAUCGAGUGCCGGCCUCGCUCGCAGGCGGAGCCGCGAGACAGAGCAAGUGCAUUAAUCCUAGUCAAUUGUCAUUCGUAUGUAAGUUGAAAGUGAUCGAGCAGGAAGGAGCUCACACAUAGCGGCCGAGCCUCGCUCGCCGCUCCGAUCUUACGUGUCAAUUCAUACAAUUUAUAUCGUGCAUUGUUGUUAAGAUUAAAACGUAUUUGUAACGAUAAAAUCAUUGUAUAAUGUUAUGUUGUAUUUUAUAUUUAAAGAUUUGAUCAUUCUGUUUAAACAUCUUUUAGUGCUCCCCAGUGUGAACUUUGAUGACGUUAUAGUUCACCCAUUUGAACGCUCCUUCAGACUUCAGGCCCCCAUCACAACUAUUAAAAAGCUUGCCAAAGCAAAUGGCUUUGACUGACAUAUCGUUAAAAAUGUAUCAGAUAAAAUUCUAUUGAAAACACUGGGCAGUUUGAUUAAUUUAUGUAGUGUUCUGUAUUAUCUUGUGUAUGUAUUGAGUCAUAAUAUUAAGUUAGUGAGCAUAAUUAUGUUACACUUCACUGUGAUUUGAUUAAAUAUGGUCGCAUUUUGUCAUAAUGUGUUUUAUCACUUCAUGUACCUAGUAAUGUUUGCGUGGUUUUAAUAAAACUUCAUUAUGUGUUCUCACUAUGCAUGCUGUAGUGAUAGUGGGAGCACGGUGUGAAUGUUGCAUACAACAAAAAACUUUGAAAAUCUGUAAGAAUGUAAAAUUAUUUUGUGAUAAAUGCUUCAGUACAGAGAUGAGUAGCCGAUAUAUAAUAUUAAUUAAAUAGUAAAAAUAUUUUAAAUAGUUAUCUUAGAGAGCUUGAUAAAUGUAAUUGUCAUUGUGCUUAGUAAUCGUGUCACUUAGCAUGAUGUUACUCGAUAUAUCUGGUCGUAUUACAUUAUUUAUUUGUCGGAUAUGAGCGCAUCUGGUGUCGGCGCUCACAUUGUUUUCAUGUAUAUACGAUGUAUUCCUAUUUGAGAUUAGUGAAGAUAUAUAUUUUUGUGAGGCCACGUGACGCUGCAAUAUUUGAUGGGAGAAAGUACAAGCAUCGAAAAAUUAUAAAGUAGCUGUUUGAUUGUACCCAAUGAACAAUGAGCUGACCAUGCGCAGAUGUAUUCUGGAGAUUGACAUUGUUAUUGUUUGUGCAUCAUGAAUGAAAUAGAAAACACCUAGGUUUUAAAAUUAUAUCGGCAUAAUUAUUGUUACAAAUUUAUAAUCAUUAGAAUUGUUGAGUAGCAAUGAGAAAUUUAAUAUUAAUUUAUUCUGUUAUGAUUUCCAUCUUACGAUUGCUGUAGCUGCAUUACUUUAUUGGUGAUUUAUUAUGUAAUUUAUAAGUUGUUAAAAUGUAAAUCAAGCCAUAAUAAUUGAGAAUAUAUUCUUUUGAGAAGA